Diaporthe citri is the source of this 456-nucleotide messenger RNA. RefSeq lists its product as uncharacterized. The coding region runs from base 1 to 456 and encodes 151 amino acids. The transcript has a single exon. Lineage: Eukaryota; Fungi; Ascomycota; Sordariomycetes; Diaporthales; Diaporthaceae. The record is from RefSeq and is a predicted model, not a curated record.
AUGUCGUCGGGGCAAGUGCCGUCUGGCAUGCGUGACGACGACGACGACGACGACGACGAGAAGACAGGCGUAUUCACCACAUCCCGCUGUGCCCCUUGGGUGCAUGUUCACCAGAAGCAGACUUCCUUCGAGAAAGUCCAUGGAAGUAGAGCGCCACAGAAACUGCCAUCGGCAAAUGCGGACGCUGGAGUCGGACUGCAGCAGUUGUUGGUUGUUAGCUUGCGGGAAGGUACCGAUGUGCUGGUGCUUGCCUGCUUUGGUGUCUGCUGUGUGUCCCCAAAGAGGAAAGAGGGGGUAGGCCUAGGCUUGAACAAUAAGCGCCGAGCAGGGCAGGAGUGGCCCGCCCAGAUGCGCUCCAGACCAAUCGAGCGCCCUAGGACCCUGCAACGACUGGGUGCAUUGAGCCCAGCCAAGCCUUCGAUCGGCGAGGGCGUCAACAUUCAGACCGACCUGUGA